UGGGCAGUGAGGGAUGGAGCAAGAUGGCGGCCUCGCCUGGCCUCGUCAGGCUAGAGCAGAGAUUAAAGGUUAAAAUAGGUGAAGCCAAAAAUCUUGUGUUGCGCAACCAUGGCAACGCUGGGCCACGAGAUGUGUACUGCACCAUCUCUUUGGACCAGGAGGAAAUUUUUCGUUCAGCGACAGCAGAAAAGACACAAGACCUCUCAGCCUUCUUUGGGGAGGAGUUCCAGUUUGACAUUCCGCGGGAGUUCCGCUUCCUCUCCUUCUAUCUCUAUGACCGUGACCGCCCAAUGAAGACAGACAAGAUCAUGGGCAAAGUGUCCAUCAAGAAAGAUGAUUUGCACAAGUAUCACGGCAAGGACCAGUGGUUUCCCAUCACACCUGUUGAUGCAGACUCAGAGGUCCAGGGCAAAGUACAUGUGGAGGUGAAGUUACUGCUUGUGGAGAUAAUGAAUGAUGGUUACCCACAACACAUGGUGUCUGUCAAGAUCCAGGAGUGCAGUGACUUGGCAAUCAUCAAUGGCUGCUGUGACCCCUUUGCCACUGUCACCAUGCACUACACAAACAAGAAGCAAGAGUCCAAGAGAACAAAGGUCAAAAAGAAAACCACAUGUCCCAACUUCAAUGAAACCUUUAUUUUUGAGCAGAGUGGCCAGCGAGGUGGGAGUCAGGACCGUGAGAACAUGUACAGCCUGGUAGAUGAGGAUGCAGGCUUCCAGGAGGUGCGUGUGGCUCUAUGGCAUGACUGCACUGGCAUGUUCGGCAAUGUGUUCCUCGGGGAAGUCAAGAUCUCCCUUGGCAGCCUCUCUCCACCUCAAGAACGCAAUGCUUGGUACUUUCUCCAGCCGAGAGACUCUGCAGGGAAGCACCACCGGGGGGACCUGGGAACCCUGAGGCUAAACCUUCAUUAUACCUCCGAUUAUGUUUUCUCUAGUCAGUCUUACGAUUCUCUUCGUAACCUCAUCCUACAAAGCGCUGCAGUGGAGCCAAUCACGUCCUCGGUGGCCUGGCUGAUGGGGGAGGUGGUAAGCCAGAAGCAGGAUGUGGUUCAGCCACUCACCCGUGUCUUCUUGCAUCAUGGCCAGGUGGUUCCCUUCAUCUCUGCCCUGGCCAAGCAUGAGAUUUCUAAAAUCACAAAGAUGGUUAAGCGUGCUCAAGGCAGAAAGAAGUUUGGUAUAAAGAACUUCAAGUCACGGUUCUUUAGACUCACUACCCACAGCCUCACGUACUCAAAGACUGUUGGUGGCCGAGCACUCUGCAGCAUCCCUGUAGAUGACAUCUUGGCUGUCGAGAGAGUGGAGGAGUCUUCAUUUAAGUGCAAGAACAUGUUCCAGCUUGUGCAGCCUCAUAGAACACUAUAUAUCCAGGCUAUGAACUGUGUAGAAGAGAAAGAGUGGUUGGAUCUCCUCACCAAAGUGUGUCUCUACAACAGCCACCGGUUGAAGCAGUAUCACCCAGGAGCAUACAUCAACUCAAACUGGUUGUGCUGCAAGGCUACAAGUGAACAAGCACCAGGAUGUAGUGCUGUGUCUAACUAUAUGGAGUGUGACUUGAAGACGCACAUAGACAGUGACAGAGAAAUGGAGCGCUUGCGGUCACUCCUAAUGGAGAAUAUGCCCAAGCUGGAGAAGCUGCACAAGGCUUGUGAAAGUGCUCAGAUUUAUGGUGGUUCACGGGAUCUCUCUGUAGUGGGGGGUGUUUUAGAUGACCCAGUUGCAUCUCAGAAGUCCAUCAACCAGGUCAUGGCCAGUGUCAUACAACUGCAACAGGAACACAAGAACCACGAACGAAAAUUUUUACGCACUGUGAGAUAUGGCUCAAAACAAGCCCCCAUUGGUGAUGACAACUACCUGCUGCUUGCCUCCAGUAAUGCGAAGUUUGAUUCAAAUUCCUCGGGGAGUGAGAUGGGGACCCCAAUCCGGAAGACAUCCAGCAGCCCUUGCUGACUCUCCACUGAUGCCACAUGCACACUAAGUUCUGUCAGAGAGCCUCAUGAGACAGCACCUACUUGUUUGGCAAGGUGACACAUGCACUGAUAGGGUUACUCUGAAGACUGGUCCUUGAAGGAUGGUGUCUUGGUAUGGGCUUUGCCCUCCUCACAUGUGAUGAGGAUAGUGAUGGGAACAAGAACCCCUGCUGGAUGGAGAGUGACUGUGGCAGGUCACAGGGGUCAGUUGCUCAUUUGGGUGAGUGUGCAGUUGUGAGCUCUUUGCUGUUGAAGAUAAAGGAAAAACGUUACAAAAGUGG
Molecule: messenger RNA, 2247 nt
Organism: Penaeus monodon (black tiger shrimp)
Lineage: Eukaryota; Metazoa; Arthropoda; Malacostraca; Decapoda; Penaeidae
Gene: RasGAP1
Product: ras GTPase-activating protein 3-like
Biological process (GO): regulation of GTPase activity; intracellular signal transduction
Source: RefSeq, a predicted model, not a curated record